Molecule: messenger RNA, 987 nt
Organism: Phanerochaete carnosa HHB-10118-sp
Lineage: Eukaryota; Fungi; Basidiomycota; Agaricomycetes; Polyporales; Phanerochaetaceae
Exons: 3
Coding region: 1-987 (328 amino acids)
Biological process (GO): intracellular protein transport; retrograde vesicle-mediated transport, Golgi to endoplasmic reticulum; endoplasmic reticulum to Golgi vesicle-mediated transport
Cellular component (GO): COPI vesicle coat
Molecular function (GO): protein binding
Source: RefSeq, a predicted model, not a curated record
AUGCUUUUGGACGUGAAUAGAAAGCUGUUUGCGCGGUCAGACCGUGUCAAGGGUGUCGACUUUCACCCCACAGAGCCAUGGCUACUCACCGGUCUCUACAACGGAACAGUGAAUAUCUACAACCACGAGACAGGGGCCCUCGUCAAGACGUUCGAGGUGGCUGAAGUCCCCGUACGAUGUGUGCGCUUUAUCCCGCGCAAAAACUGGUUCAUCGCUGGCUCCGACGACUUCCAGCUCCGCGUAUUCAACUACAACACACACGAAAAGGUCGCUGCUUUCGAGGCGCACCCUGACUACAUUCGAUGCUUGACAGUACAUCCGACUGCAAGCAUCGUCCUAACCGGAAGCGAUGACAUGACGCUUAAGGCAUGGGAUUGGGACAAGCAAUGGCGCUGUAUUCAGACGUACGAGGGUCAUACACACUAUAUCAUGAACAUUGCCGUCAACCCAAAGGAUCCGAAUACCUUUGCUUCGGCGUGUCUCGACCGGACAGUCAAGAUGUGGUCACUUGGCUCUCCGACAGCCAAUUUCACUAUGGAGGCACAUGAUAAGGGUGUCAACUACGUUGAAUUUUAUCCCGGCGCCGACAAGCCAUACCUCGUGACGGCCAGUGAUGAUAAGACAGUCAAGAUCUGGGACUACCUCAGCAAGAGCUGCGUACAAACCCUAGAGAGCCAUACCAACAAUGUCCUCUUUGCUGUCUUCCACCCGAGCCUACCGCUCAUCGUCAGUGGUGGUGAGGACGGUACCGUCAAGCUUUGGAACAACGGCACGUACCGCCUCGAGAACACCUUGAGCUACGCGCUUGAACGUGCAUGGUGUAUCGCCCUGCGGAAGACCACGAAUGAGAUUGCCAUCGGUUACGACGAGGGUGUCGUGGUGGUCAAGGUAGGCCCUCUUGCUUUACACCGUGCAUUGUCGGACUCAGAUCUUCUUAGCUCGGCCGCGAAGAACCCUCGUAUAGCAUGGACCUCUCUGGCAAGCUGA